AUGAAUAAUGCAUAUGGAAGUGCACUCGCUUCGAAUGUAAGUUCUGGUAAUUUAACGAAAUUUUGGUUAAUAUAUGAUAAUAUUUAUUUUACAACGAAUGCUGAUUUUAUUAGUAUUGUUUUAAAGAAUCCAUUUUUUAAUCUAAUUAAAUCUGAAAUCAAUAUUCGUUCAACUGAAUCAACACAACAAGAAUUAUUUCCAUUCAUAUUUGAACUCCUUUUUAAACCAAGUUCAAGUGUUAUUGCUAAACUUGAUCCAUUAUUUUUAAAAAGUUCUCUACAUUUUAAUCAAUCGAUUAUUUGUUUGCAUAUUCGAACAGGAAAAAGUUUAGCCUUACCAGGCGAUUCUCAAAUUCCACAUCGACAAUCAAUUGUUCAAGAUAUGAUAAAUUUUAUCGAUAAAAAUCUAAGUCAACCAUAUUCAUCUAUAUUUAUUACGAGUGAUUCAGAUCAAAUUCAACAGCAUAUUCAUCAACAUUAUGGUGAUGAUCGAGUGUUAAGUGUAAACGGUCCAAUCAUUCAUAUCGAUCGGUUUAUCCAAAAAACACCAUCAAACGAAACUCUUUAUCAUGGUUUUCUUAAAGUAAUAGCUGAUUUCUACUUUCUAGGUGAAUGUGAUACACUUCUUAGAGCUCGAAGUGGUUUUAGUGAAUGGGCAGGUCGUCGACGAUGGAAUGAAUAUUCAAAUUUAUAUGUUUAUUGUCGUGGAAUAUAUCGAAUGAAAAAUCAACAAUGGCGACGCCCACAUCAUCAGUGUUAA
Rotaria socialis is the source of this 759-nucleotide messenger RNA. NCBI's taxonomy places the organism in Eukaryota, Metazoa, Rotifera, Eurotatoria, Philodinida, Philodinidae. The record is from the annotation of a GenBank genome assembly.